This is a messenger RNA of Onthophagus taurus, 989 nucleotides long. Its product is annotated as non-homologous end-joining factor 1. The record is from RefSeq and is a predicted model, not a curated record. Gene Ontology annotation, cellular component: nucleus; DNA ligase IV complex. Gene Ontology annotation, biological process: double-strand break repair via nonhomologous end joining. NCBI's taxonomy places the organism in Eukaryota, Metazoa, Arthropoda, Insecta, Coleoptera, Scarabaeidae. Gene Ontology annotation, molecular function: DNA end binding.
ACUAAACGAACUUCAGUGUGAACGGUGUGAACGCUUUACUCACAGAGUAUAAUAAUCUGUGCAUCUGGUAAUCUGUGGCUUUACUUUUGUAGAAAGGAGUGUUGUUGUAUCUCUGAUACUUGUCAAAUCAAAGACUUUAAAAAAUCUUGAAUUGUUCUAUUUGUUAUCCUAAUUAAAUCAUAAAAAAUGUGGAAAACGAUUCAAAUUAAUAACAGCCUGUACUUAAUAAACUGGAAACGGGAACCCGUUCAUACGUUUUUAUUAAGCGAUUUAAAAGAAUUGUGGUCAGAAGAAGUGGAAACGGAUGAAAUGCAUCGCCGAUUUAAUGAAUUAAACCCUUUAAUAAAUUCUCGAAGUGUUCAAUAUGAUCUUAAGUUUCUUUCCAAUGCUAUUUCUUCUAGUACUGUAAAAAUCCAACAUGUUGAAAAUCGAAUGUUGGUUGAUGUUGAAGCUGUUGAUGAUGUUUAUCCAUUAAGAUUUAAAUGGGAAUUAAAUAAGAAAUCAAAUGAUAUGUUUUUUAAAGAAAUAACUUUGAACUUAAUAUCAAGUGUGAUAACUUUAGAAAAGAGACAGGAUGAGUUGUUUUCUUUACUUAUGAAAAAAGAUAAAGAAAAGUGUGAAUAUGUACGUGAAUAUGGAGAGAUAUCUAGAGAUUUUUUAAAAACCGUUAAAUUUGAUAAAGAGGAAUUUAUUGGUGAAUCGUCAAAUUCGGGAAUGUGUGGUAUUUUUUCAUAUCAACCUGUUGUUGAUGAUCUUAAAAGCACGUAUGGGAUGAAGCUUGAAAAAAGAAAAGCUGACCCGGUAGAUGAUAAACAAGCUAAAAAGGUUAAACAAUACAUACCAAAGUUUUUGAAACGUCCAACAACAAAGUAAAUAGAAAAAAUUGCAAUACCACCAUUUAUUAAUACAUUUUUCAUUUUUUAUGUGACUAUAUAUACAUUACACAUUUUGAAUAGAUUUAAGGUGUUAAAUUAGAUACUAAAAUUGUC